AUGCCCAUCGGACCCACCCUCCCCCCGCACCUCGCCCCUCCCCAGGCCGCAGACGACGAUGAGGAAGACGACUACCUCCCCGCCCUCCCUCCUCACCUCCAAAAUCGACAAAGCAAUCCUCGUCCAGCCGGCCCCAGCUUAGGUCCUACAAUCCCAGCAUCCGGCCCCUCACGCCCUUCAGCUGCUCCUCCCGCCGGGCCGUCUUUCGAAGAAGACGACGAUUCGGAUGAUGAGAUCGUCGGGCCUGUCCCCGUACCGAGCGCUUAUGCGGACGAUGAUCCCGACGCGGGUGUGCGAGAGUUUUUGGAGAGGGAAGAGAGGAUGAGGAAGGAUGCGGCGGAGAGGGCGAAGCCGAAGGUUAUGAAGAGGGAGGAGUGGAUGUUGGUACCGCCUUCAAGCGGGUCUCUAUCUAACAUUGACCCACUGCGUAAACGCCCCUCAACCUUCUCACGUAAUACCGAAGAAAAACACAUAGACAGCUCCGUCUGGACCGAGACGCCUGCAGAAAAGGCGCAACGUAUCGCGGACGAAGUGGCGGGUGUCAAGCGCAAGAAGGACAAGGCUGGAGAUAGGAUCAUGACUGCCGAAGAGGAAGAGUCUGAGCGAAAGAGAAAGAGGAGGGAUCAAGAUAUCAAAGGGGAGCUUGGCAAGUACACUGUAAGUGCACCAUAUCGAGGACCGUCACUGCUCGACCAGCACACUUCCAAGCUCGCGAAAAAGGGAAAGAACGAAGACGAUGCGCCUGCUAUCUGGGAUCACGCUCGAGAUAUGGGUAUCACCGGCAGGUUGAUGACGGAUCAAGAGAGGAGCAAAAAGAUUAACGAUGCGAGAGGUCUGGGGGACAGGUUUGGACAUGGCAAGAGUGGCGCUUACCAGAUGUGA
This is a messenger RNA of Cryptococcus wingfieldii CBS 7118, 882 nucleotides long. RefSeq lists its product as hypothetical. The transcript has 3 exons. The record is from RefSeq and is a predicted model, not a curated record. Lineage: Eukaryota; Fungi; Basidiomycota; Tremellomycetes; Tremellales; Cryptococcaceae. The coding region runs from base 1 to 882 and encodes 293 amino acids.